AAUCAGCUGACAAACAAGUUUACUCUGUCUAUCUGACGAUAUAACUCUUUAUUAAAUUGUUUCGGCUCUUGUAAAACUCAUUAAAUGUGAAUCACAGUUGUGGAUAACUGUACCUCCCUUUUCUGAUACUGAUAACCUUAUCAGCCACUCCAGGCCGAAAAAAUGACAUAUAAUCAUGCACUGAAAUGCGCGUACAGGACCAGCUGCUGACUUUAGCGAAUCAACAGUCAAAUGAACAACACACGGAAUCCCGCAAGUGUCGAGGAACAGUGCUCCCUGCUGGCGGUGGACAGUUCCGGCAGCUCGGUAGCAGCUGCCUCCGGAUCCGAGGAGGAGUCGACUGUGUCCACUAGCGAAGCACGCCGGACCAAAAUCAAGCUGAGAAAGGUACAACGUCGCACUCGCAUGCCGUUGCCCAGGAUGCUGAGACGCCUCGGCUGCUACACGCUGAGUGCCUUCAUCAUCUUUGUGCUGCUCCUGGUCUACCUGCCACUCAUCUACUUGGAUGUGAACAAGCGUAGUGCUGGAUUGCCCGACUGGACUCUGGAGACCUCCCGCAGCAUCGACGACUACCUGAAUCCCGGGCACGAUACGGCUCUCAUUGCUCCAAAGGAUUUCUGCAAAAACAAGACCUUUCUGAUAAUCGCCGUGUGCACGGGAUUAGGUAACUUCAUUCAGAGGCAGACCAUUCGCGAAACCUGGGGCAACACCACUGAGUUUAACUACCCGGCCUUUGUGAAGCUCCACGGUCACCUGAAGGGUCACUACCUGCCGCCGCUUCCAGAGCGUCUGAAGCUGUACGGAGAUUACCUGCAGGGCGUGGGUGACUCAAUGACCGUCUCAGUGCGCAUUGUCUUCAUCGUGGGACGGCAGAGAAAUGAAGAGCUGGUGGGAAACGAAACCUCGGCGCGCAUUCACAGUGAGGCGGAGCAGUACAACGACAUCAUUCAGGAGAACUUUGUGGACAGCUACAACAACCUAACGCUUAAGUCCGUAAUGGCUCUAAAGCAAAUUAGCAUGAGCUGCUCCAACAGCUCAGCCUUUUUCCUCAAAUGCGACGAUGAUACCUUUGUAAAUGUGCCCAAUCUUCUGCACUUCCUUCUCGGAGGCACUAUACCGCUGUACAACGAUACACUGGAAUACCACGACCGAUCCAACUACAUGGUGACUGCACCACAGAACAGGUUAAAUGCUAGUAGCGGGGUGUUGUAUGGUCACCAGUUCUGCAACGUGGUGCCAGUCGACGAUGUGAGCAGCAAGUGGUAUAUGCCCUCGUACAUGUUUAAGCCUAAGGUGUAUCCCAAAUAUCUCUCCGGAGCGGGAUAUCUGAUGUCCAUCGAUGUGGUGCAGCGGUUGUUUGAGGCCUCGCGCAAUACGACACUGGUCUACCUGGAGGACUUGUACAUCACUGGGUUGUGUGCGCAAAGAGCCAAGAUCAGUCGCCACCACCACCCACUCAUUAGCUUCGCCCACUCUAAACAGCUGUGUGCCUUUAAGGGCAGCAUCACCCAGCACCAGAUGAAGGACGACAGCAUGGCAGACGCCUGGAACAAAGUGUCCGACUACUCCAUAAAGUGCCCAGCGCCAGGGCGCUUCUUUAGCCAAACGCGACUGCGCAAGCGGUCGAACUGUUAGGACUCAAGGUAUGUCCCUGAAUCCUGGUAUUUUCCGAUCCUCAUGUUCACUGGAGAGCUCCAAUUACUAGAGCUAUCUUGCUUCGGUAGAUAUCUUUUUAGUUCCUAAAAUUGUAUCUUGUAGACAACCUGCUUUCGAUAAGAUAACGAUUUCGAUGAAAAAGUAAUCAGUUGACAUGAUUACUUGGCAAACGUGAAUUAUAACCACUCAUAUUGUAUAUUAGUAAUAACGUCAAGCCAACUUUAUGAUACUUUAAUUUGUAUUUCAAAGAACUUUUAAAAUAUUGUUGUUGUUCUUGAAAAAUAUAUUUUUUAGAGAUUUUCUUUUUACUUUUCCAAAGUUAAACUUGUUACCCUUUCAUUCUGUUUUAAACGUAAAUUUAAAAAUACAACAAACUUUUGCCUAAUUAACAUGAUAAUAAUAAUUUUAUAUUUUUCAUUUCUAAACGCAUAAUACCAAUAUUUUAUAAUUUUUAGAAUAAAGAGGAAGGCGUUGUUUCAUUCACCUGGCUUUUAUAGUUGACCAGUUCAUAGUAUACCUCGAAAUUCUUAACUAGUCUUUUUUAAAAGAACAAAAAGUUUCUUUCAGUGUUAAUAUAAAUAAUUAUGUACGUCAGAAGUAUUGAAAUUUCUCAAUGUAAAGCACCCCCAAUCUCCAUAUCAAUGUUAAAAAUAAAGCACAAGCGAGAUAUCAGAUAUAUCUACAAA
This is a messenger RNA of Drosophila rhopaloa, 2342 nucleotides long. Its product is annotated as beta-1,3-galactosyltransferase 1. Bases 232 to 1635 code for a protein of 467 amino acids. The transcript has 2 exons. Gene Ontology annotation, cellular component: membrane. Lineage: Eukaryota; Metazoa; Arthropoda; Insecta; Diptera; Drosophilidae. The record is from RefSeq and is a predicted model, not a curated record. Gene Ontology annotation, molecular function: hexosyltransferase activity.